Metarhizium acridum CQMa 102 is the source of this 585-nucleotide messenger RNA. RefSeq lists its product as uncharacterized. Gene Ontology annotation, cellular component: membrane. The record is from RefSeq and is a predicted model, not a curated record. Lineage: Eukaryota; Fungi; Ascomycota; Sordariomycetes; Hypocreales; Clavicipitaceae.
AUGGCACAACGAAUCGAAAAGGUAGCAGUCCACACCGGCGCCGCAGCCACUGGCAAAGGAGCCUUUCUUACUUCUCAUGGUGGCGUGGCUGCAGAGCAACUCAUGGAUAUAACUGCAAAUCGCGUCAUCCCCGCAGCUGUUGGCGCAAAGGCAUUCCUCGCAUCUCACGGUACCUCGGCCGGGGAACGAAUCAAAAACAUUGCCACCGAGCAUCCCGUCGCUGCUGCGGUAAUUGGUACCGGAGCCGCUGUUGUGGCAGCCCCAGCUCUCCUGUCUACCCCAGCUUUGGCCGCAGCAGGAUUCAGUUCUUCGGGAAUAACAGCAGGAUCUCUCGCGGCGACCAUACAUAGCGGUAUUGGGUCCGUCGCUUCUGGCAGCGCCUUCGCAACUCUUCAGAGCGCCGGCGCCGGCGGAGCAAGUCUGGCGAUUGUGAAUGGCGUCGCACAGGGUGUUGGGGUUGGUGCGGUCACUUUGGGCGGGCUUAUGGGAUACUUCGGUGGAAAGGGCGAUCAGGAGGAAGCUGCUGACGAUGAGACAAAGAGCAAUGAGGAACGGGAAGACCAGAUGGAGGCCCAGGAUCUCUAA